Molecule: messenger RNA, 1311 nt
Organism: Symbiodinium necroappetens
Lineage: Eukaryota; Dinophyceae; Suessiales; Symbiodiniaceae
Source: the annotation of a GenBank genome assembly
AUGCCCAUGCUGGUAAUCUCCGCGACAACUACGACCACAUCCACGUCCAUGUUGGUGCCUCCAUUCUCUGCCGUUUUCAGGAGCGCAGUGGAUGCAAUCUCCGUGGCAACUACGACAACAUCCAUGCCGGUGUUGGUGCCUCCAUACCCGCCUCCUGCCGUUUUAAGCAUCGCGGGGCGUGGUGCUGCCACAACCACAUCUGCACCCACAUCCAGGGCAGCCGCCGCGAAUGAGGCUUUGGCCAAGUUUUUGAAGCAUUGGUCACCCAGCAUCCAGCUUCAACACCACAAUUUGCAUGCUGAGAACAUGUCAAGAUACAAUGUUACUUGCGUGCCAAAGGUUUGGUUGAUACUUUCUGGGCUAUAUCGGUCCCUGAAGUACGUGCGACCCACGAUGCUGGACAUGCUUCGUCGCUCAGCAGGAGACUGUUGGUUUGUCACAUUGCUCUCAUCUUCCAAAGAAAGCCAAAGCCAACCACUGGAGCUAUUGGAAGAUGACUUUCGUUUUUUCGAAGGUCGCCUCGGCUUUAUGUCAAUCACUCGACACGGCCUUGCUCUCGAAAAGUGGUACAACUAUCCUAUCCAUUGGUAUGGCUGCUGGCUUAUUGCCCACGUCAUUCGAGAGACCUUGCCGCAGACUGCGAUGGAUGCUAGUAGAACGAUUGUCCUACGCCACCGCCCAGACGAAUGCUUCCGGCAUUGCUUUGAUGUGGAUGCGGCCGGACGCGUUUUUGCGCGGCAUAAGUACAUGAUUCUUGGACAGCCGGUUUCUGCCGACAACGGGCUUACCACAAAUUGGGCAACAUAUGCGGACAUCAUUGCAGCUGGGCUGAGGCAAAGCCCCACGACUCGACCCUUGAUCCUCCAGCCGGACAAGCAUUAUGACCUCUACCACGCUGCCUGGAGUAGCAGUUGGAGUAGGUCGGAGUUCUGCCACGGCAUGCUGCACCCUGAUGUUUGUCUGGGCACAGUUCCAUAUUGCCUCAUGAACAACAAUACCCUACCAUGCCGCCCUCCGCUCUUCUUAAGUUGGCAGCAGCAUUGUCUUUGCCGUCUGAAGCAGCCAGGGACAGGAAACGAGUCUGCGUGGUGCAUAGACAGCAAUCCUCCCGGCGAGCCGCUGAAAGAGACGUGCCUUGACAUCACCAAAGACACGAAGUGUAUCCUUCCGAUGAAGUUGUGGAGAUCCCUGCCGGAGAAGUUGCUUCCACCACUGGAGCAGCUGAAAGGCGGAUUGAUUCAUCAUGGCAACAUAGACUACAUGAAGCCCGACAAAGGCUUCCUGGAAUGUAAAUCAGGUAGAGACUUGUGA